This is a messenger RNA of Saccostrea echinata, 1757 nucleotides long. RefSeq names its product beta-1,4-N-acetylgalactosaminyltransferase bre-4-like. The coding region runs from base 325 to 1287 and encodes 320 amino acids. Gene Ontology annotation, biological process: carbohydrate metabolic process. Gene Ontology annotation, molecular function: glycosyltransferase activity. NCBI's taxonomy places the organism in Eukaryota, Metazoa, Mollusca, Bivalvia, Ostreida, Ostreidae. The record is from RefSeq and is a predicted model, not a curated record. The transcript is spliced from 8 exons.
GCUGUAGCAAAAUUUAGUAAUAUUCCCCCUCGCUGAAUGUGUUUCAAAAAUAUGCAAUCGAUUGUAUUCGUGAGUGCACUUUGGGCGGUAAACAUGGUAGGAGUGUGUGCAUAAGAUAUAUAUAUACAUAAUGUGAAAGCCUUUGUCAGAACGAGAUCUGCUUGGGUCAAAUUGAAUUUUACCAGCAAAGAGGAACGGAAAAAUUCAAUGUACUUUAAUUAAUGCCAAGGAUGAAUUCAAAUAAAAGUGAGGAGUAAAGAAAGAGGAUUGGUUUAACAUCUAUGGAACCCGCUUUGUAUCUUUGAAUCCAGUAUAGUUUUGCCAAUGCAGAAAAUGAAAUUACGAGUAUGCAGGUUUUUCUGCAUGAGAAACAGAGCCCUUUACGGUCCCUUGGUGAUUAUGUGUGUCUAUUUAACAGCAAAUUUUACAGACUUUAUCACAGAACACGUCUACGAGAGAUGGAACGAUUUGGUGUGUCUAGAGAGAUAUAAAGAAUUAGGAGAGAUGGGACCAGUGGGUAAUAUUACAGCAUAUAUGAUUCCACGAGAGUUGCAGGAUAUGUCAUCCGAUUUUUGGUGGUUGCAAUUUGGUGGACACAACAAGGUUAGAAGGUCACAAAAGGAACUGGACGUGCAUGAAAGAGUAGCGAUUAUAAUCCCCGUGAGAGACAGAGAGGAACACCUGAAGAUUCUUUUACACAAUCUUCACCCUAUUCUUCAUCGUCAAAAUCUGCAAUACAGCGUGUACGUAGUGGAGCAGAUUGAUAAUCAAGACUUCAAUAAAGGUUUACUACUUAACAUUGGAUACUUGGAAGCCUUGAAAAGAGACAACUACACCUGUUUUGUAUUUCAAGAUGUCGACCUAAUACCAGAGGACGACCGGGUAUCUUACGGGUGCUGUAGAAGUCCUAUGCAUUUGUCUUAUGCCAUAGAUAAAUUUAAUUACCGUCUUCCUGACACCAAGCUUAUUGGUGGAGUAUCCGCAUGGCUGAAAAAUGACUUUGAAGCCGUCAAUGGCUGGUCAAAUUUGUUUUAUAACUGGGGAGGUGAAGAUGACGACAUGAGUUAUAGAAUAUAUGCCAGUGGUAGAACAAUAAAGCGGAUGUCUCCUUCCAUUAGCAGAUAUAAAAUGAUCAAGCACAAUCAGUCAAAGAUCAAUAAUGAUAGAUUCAAGAUACUUUCUAAUUCUUAUACACGAUAUAAAAAGGAUGGACUUUCUAGUGUACGAUAUCAAGAGAUAAAAGUAGUAGAACAAGACCUUUUUACAAGAAUACGGGUAAUUCUGUGAACAUUCAGACAUGUAUGUCAAGAAAUAGAAGCAGGAGAGGAAUGCUGUUUUUCCACAGAAUCUGUAACACACCAUACUUAAGGAACUGUAGUGUAAGGCUGACACAGAGUGUUUUUUUAAUUGUGCUUGUGUAGAACAUUUUGGAAGAAUGAAGCAGAAUUGUAUGAAUGUCAAACCAAUAUUUUUUUUUUAUCCACGAACUCUGAUGCAUCUGUUAUACACAGUCACUUAAAUUGCGAGAAAAAAAAUCUUAAACGUUGCACAGAAUGGCACAAUUUCAUAUCGAAUUGUGGUUGUAGUUGUUUUAAAUGUUUAUGCAGGUAACAUAUGAAAAGUUAAGCACAGUACAAGCUUAGGGUCGUCCAUUUUUAUCUUUUUUGUAUAUUUAUUUGAUAGCUUAAAAACCAAUUUUUUCACAAAAAUUUUAAAUAAGAAUUUUGCAACAAAUACAACGAAGUGUCUGAAACUUG